This is a messenger RNA of Bombus pyrosoma, 1126 nucleotides long. RefSeq names its product translin-associated protein X (gene Trax). The record is from RefSeq and is a predicted model, not a curated record. Bases 152 to 994 code for a protein of 280 amino acids. The transcript has 2 exons. Gene Ontology annotation, molecular function: RNA endonuclease activity; sequence-specific DNA binding; RNA binding. Gene Ontology annotation, cellular component: cytoplasm; nucleus. NCBI's taxonomy places the organism in Eukaryota, Metazoa, Arthropoda, Insecta, Hymenoptera, Apidae.
AAAACGUGGAACACGAAAAAGCGCUGAAUGUCAGAUCUAUCUUGUACUUAAUCAAUGCUACUGUUAUUACAUAUAUAAAUAUAGGACAGUUCUAUUCGUUUGUAAUUGUAUUUCUAAUCUAACGUGAUAACAUUGUAUCAGAAAAAAAAUUAUGUCACAAAUCAAAGACGAAGAAGGUGGAAAAAAUGAUGGACAUUGCAGUAUGAAGAGGAUUAAAGUCGAUGAUGAGAAAAGUAAGGCGUGUGAUAUUAAAGAUGCCCGUGAUAUUUUACAACUGUUUGAAGCAUAUGCGACUGAAUUGGAUGACAAACAUAAUCGUUUUGAAAGGAUUGUAAAAUUUGGCAGAGAUAUUACUAUAGAAAGUAAAAGAAUAAUUUUUCUUUUGCACACCAUAGAUAAAAGCAAUCAGGAAAGUGUGCUAAAUGAAGCUAAUGAGAGAUUGCAAAAGGUUGCGAAAACCCUUUUUAAAUCUAUUGCAUAUGAAUUAGAAAAUCAAGAUCCAUACCUCUAUCUUAAAGCUUAUCGUAAUGGUUUGGAAGAAUAUGUAGAAGCUGUUACAUUUUAUCACUAUCUAAAAUGUGAUAAUAUGAAAAGUUGGUUAGAAAUAGAAAAAACACUUACUUACAGAAAUAAGAAUAAUAAACUUGAUAACAUACAGGUUUUUGUCAGUCCAUAUGAAUAUAUGUUGGGCAUUGCAGAUCUGACUGGAGAACUAAUGCGUCUGUGCAUCAAUAACUUGGCAACAGGAGACACAGCUAGUUGUUACCAAACAUGCAAUUUUGUUAGAGAUAUGUAUACACAAUUUCUUGGUUGUACAAAUACUUCAAAUAGGUUACUGAAUAGAAAGCUUUGCACACUUGAACAAAACCUCCACAAAAUAGAAAGUGUUUGCUAUACGAUUAAAGUAAGAGGUUCAGAAAUACCAAAACACAUACUUAUGGAUCUAGUUGGUGAAGAACACGAAGACAUUGAUGAAAGUAAUCAUACCUAUUAAAAAACUUCUAAACAUCAAAGAAAAAUAUAAAUAAUAACUUUGAAGAUAACCACAAAUAUUCCAUAGUUAUUUUCAAGUAGUUUAUUCAAUAUUGUUUUUAUACAUUUGCAAUAAAUGAGAUAAUGCUUGUAA